Messenger RNA from Helobdella robusta, 777 nucleotides. RefSeq lists its product as hypothetical. Lineage: Eukaryota; Metazoa; Annelida; Clitellata; Rhynchobdellida; Glossiphoniidae. The coding region runs from base 1 to 777 and encodes 258 amino acids. The record is from RefSeq and is a predicted model, not a curated record. The transcript has 5 exons.
AUGAGGAGCAGCAACAACACGCUAAACUUGCACAUCCUACCGAAAUUCACGGCCAUCACCUUCUACGCCAGCGAUAAUGAAUGUGAAAAGUCUUGUACGUACGAACCAAACGAUUUAUCUUACACCACCAUCAGACUCAGUCCGAACAACACCGGCUCCUACGAAUGCAAGUGUGGCAACGUCAAGUUAUAUAAUAUCUUUGGCUACAUAGAUGACCUAGUGUUUGGCUACUCGGCUGAGGGGCAAAUGGUCCGGUGUUCAUUUGAUCUCUUCCUCGAGGCCAACUGGAUAGAAGCUGAGAUCAGGAUAACUGAAGAGGCUUACGUAGAGGUAGAAAAAGAUGAACACAGUCUAUACACCCCCUUUUUCCUCACUCAGACUCUCCUAGAAUGGUCGCAAGAGAAGGUAGCCAACGCUGUAUGCACGUGGAAGUUCACAGUCUCAAGGGACGCCAUCCAAGUCGUCUACUCCGACAACACCAAAGUUACCAUUGACGAUCUCGAAAAGUUGCCAGAGAAAACCACCAUUCCUGUUGACCAGCCCAGCUCGAAGAAAUACUCCAACACCCACCUUGGGCUGACCUUUGUCGCGCUGUUCUCACUCAUCGUUUUGGUAAUUGUAGCCGCCAGGAGUUUCAAAAGUUUUAGAGAGAAAAAAAUUGUGGCCAUGAGGAAUAAAGAAGUAGAAGUCGACAAGGUAUCAAAAAGAGAUGGAAAAGGUGAUUUUACAUUUGAUGAGAACUCUUUAAUUUUCAAAGCCAGGGCCACAAAUGAUUGA